CACCAAAGAAACCUAACAGCCCGGCCACGGCUUUGAAAGAUCACCCUCAAAGGAAAAACCCUGCCAUUAUCAAAUAGACCCUUCCAAGGUUCCAUAUUUGCUUCUGCGAUACCUCCCCAGUCUUCGCUGUUUUCCUACCAUGGCCUCCAAUGUUGCUACACCGAGAGCCGGGGAUGCAGACAGUAGCUUGGAGAAGAUCAAGCGGCAGUUGGCAUCCGGUUCCGGCAGGAAUUUGCUGCAGGGCCCACUUCUCAAGCGAUCCGAGACCCUGAGGAAAUGGAACGAGCGGUGGGUGAUCUUGGACCCAACGACUGGAAGAAUGGAAUACAAGAUCAGGAGAAAUGAGCCAGCUGUUAAGGGAUCCAUUAUAUUUGAUGCAAAUAGCACGAUUACCAUAUCUCCUGUCAACUUCCAUGGACUACCAAGGUAUGAUGGCUGUUGUUUCUAUAUUGGGACCCCCCAGAAAAAGGACUACUUCCUUUGCGCAGAGACUCCUGGUGCAGCUAGAGCUUGGGUGUCAACUUUACAUGCAACACAGUUGGUUCUGAGGGCCCAUAAAGAGGCUGUGAAUUCCUUAAGUGGGAAUGGUUCUGCAAAAUUAGGAACAGUUGCAACGGUAGUUUCUGCUGCUAAUUCGACGGCCCUUGAAUGUUCUAAAGAAAUUGAAGCAGCAAUGCAGAUUUCUUUAAGAAAUGCUCUAGGAAUGGUGACAAAUAAAAUAAGCGAUGGUCCAAUGGAUGAUCUAGCAAUCAUGAGGGAGACACUGCGAGUCAAGGAUGAAGAACUGCAGAAUUUGGCUCGGGACCUUCGUGCACGGGAUUUAACAAUAAAAGAUAUAGCAGAGAAAUUAUCUGAGACUGCCGAAGCUGCUGAGGCUGCUGCAUCUGCUGCUCAUACAAUGGAUGAACAAAGGAGAAUUGCAUGUGCACAAAUUGAGCGUCUUAAAAGAGAUUCAGAGAAGCAGCUGGAGUCAUCUAUGUCAAAGCUAAAAGAAUCUGAACAAAAGGUUAUGGCUGUGAAUAAAGAAAGAGAGCAAUUGAGCAAACAGAGAGACUCUGCUAUCCAGGAGGCACAUAUGUGGCGUUCUGAGCUUGCAAAAGCUAGAGAGCGUGUUGUUAUAUUAGAAGCAGCUGUUGUGAGAGCAGAAGAAAGGGUCAGGGUUACAGAGGCAGAUGCUGAAGCUAGAAUAAAGGAGGCUAUACAGAAAGAAUCAAUUGCUGUGAAUGAAAAGCAAGAGCUUCUGGCAUAUGUAAACAAGUUACAAGCACAACUUCAAAGACAUCAGAUUGAUACUAAGCAAAUUUUUGAGGAGAAGACUGAGUCUUGCCCGGGUAUUGAUAAUACUCUUCCAUUGACAAAGCAUGUAGACUUGUCGGAGGAGAAUGUGGAUAAAGCAUGUCUCAGUGUUUCUAGGGCGAUACCAGUCUCUGGAGAGAGUGUAGUCCAUAUGGCAGCAGAUCAGGUGAACCUCCACAUUCAUGAUGGUGAAUGGAGUGAUAUUCAGGCAAAUGAGGCAAGGAUAGCUGAUGUAAGAGAAGUUGCUCCCGAGACUGAAGGCAGCAGCUUGGAUAUUCCUGUUGUUAGUAACCACCACGAACAAGGAGCGAACUCUUUUCAUCGGCCUUGAUAUUAAUAACUAUAUUUACAUUAAAAAGAAAAUUUUUAUAUGUAGGGAUUGACACAGUUUCAGGUACAGAAGAAAUGUGAACUUCAUCGUUGUAUUUCUUUCCUCUGAUUUCUUUCAAAACCCAACUAUAGAUGGAGUAAAGUCUAUGUCAUGGUACUCAAUUGCUUUCUGUUGUGGGGUUCUGAAAUUCUAUAGUGUACGUUACCGGCUUCAUAGUAACAAUUUGUUAUGAUUCCGUA
This is a messenger RNA of Carya illinoinensis, 1866 nucleotides long. Its product is annotated as switch-associated protein 70. Gene Ontology annotation, biological process: receptor recycling; endosome organization; retrograde transport, endosome to Golgi. Bases 140 to 1627 code for a protein of 495 amino acids. NCBI's taxonomy places the organism in Eukaryota, Viridiplantae, Streptophyta, Magnoliopsida, Fagales, Juglandaceae. The transcript has 10 exons. Gene Ontology annotation, cellular component: early endosome; recycling endosome; trans-Golgi network. The record is from RefSeq and is a predicted model, not a curated record.